Messenger RNA from Hypanus sabinus (Atlantic stingray), 1775 nucleotides. Its product is annotated as NADH dehydrogenase [ubiquinone] 1 alpha subcomplex subunit 5-like. The record is from RefSeq and is a predicted model, not a curated record. The coding region runs from base 94 to 444 and encodes 116 amino acids. Lineage: Eukaryota; Metazoa; Chordata; Chondrichthyes; Myliobatiformes; Dasyatidae. Gene Ontology annotation, biological process: respiratory electron transport chain. The transcript is spliced from 5 exons.
ACUCCACGCAUCGAGUCUGGAGCCGGCGCGGCGGCGCUGUUCGGCGCUCGUUUAACCGGGCUGGAGGCGGUCCCACAAUCCACCGCUGCAGCAAUGGCCGGAGUCCUUAAGAAAACCACUGGACUGGUGGGUCUUGCUGUGGCCCAGAAUCCUCUUGAGCAAUUGAAAAUUUUGUACACAAGAGUCCUCACAGUACUUGAGUCAAUCCCUCCAGAAGCAGCUUAUAGGAAAUACACUGAGCAGAUCAUCAAUGAAAGAUUUAACAUGAUCAAAACAGAGAAUAAUAUUCAAAAAAUAGAAGACAAAAUCAACUGUGGCCAGAUAGAAGAAAUUAUUUCACAGGCUGAGAGUGAACUUUCUCUUGCAAAGAAAAUGGCCAAGUGGAAACCUUGGGAGCCAUUAAUAGAAGAAGCCCCUCACAACCAAUGGAAAUGGCCAAUUUAAACUCUAUAUAUUUUUUUUGGUUCUGUAAACUAUACUACUUGUUAAUUUUGUGCUGUAUAAAUGUCAUUAAAAUGGUUCCCUGCAAACACUGACAUUGUUUUAAAUUUUGCUGCGACUAUAAUUGAUUAUACAAUUUUUAGUGCUCCUUGCAUGACAAUAACCUUUUAUUGUGAACCAGAUGUUUAAUGUCACUCCAACAUUCUUUUUACUCCCUUAAUGCUAUCGGUCUCUUGUUCAGUAAUGAAUACAAAUAGUUUCCUGUUGUUUUGUCCAGGUAAUCAUUGUUUUACUGCCCUGUCACUUACUGUUAUUAACCAUUGCAAGCAGACUUAAUCCUACCAAAUGGUGUCUUGACAAGCAAUAUGAAUUGCCUCCAGGAAAAGUGACAGAAAUUGGGUAUCAGCAGUACAUUUCUGGUUGUGUGAAUAGAAAGGAUGUAGGUAGAUUUUGCAUACAUCUUAUUUUAAAUUCUAGCUAAAAGUUACAGGUACAAGCAGGGGGAGAAAACCCAAUCCAAAAGUCUUUGUGGUGGAAGAUUUAGAAAUUGACAUCACCUCAUGACACUUUGAAUUUGUGUGAUUCCCUAAUAUACAUCUAUCAAGCAAAUGAUGUGUACGUUAAUCAUGAAACAAAAAUUUCACUUCAUUGCGUUAAUACAAUCUAAAUAAAUGGGGGAUUUCCAAUUAAUUGGGACACGUUGGGACCAAUACCUUUUGACCCAAUUAAGUGGCUGCCCCAGUUAGCUUAAAUUUCAUGAAAAUAACAAACUACCAUUUAACUAAGUAACAAAUUAUGUAUUUAAAUGAAAUACAGAAAUUAGACCACUACCAACACUAUAAAACUGUGUAUUAGUUCCUAAUAUUUAGCGACGGAGAAAUUCAUCCAGUGUUUUUGCUGCCGUGUUGAUUGACUGUAAGUAAACAAAAUCAGUGCAGAUAUCUCAUGUAGAUGGUGGACUGCCUUCAAACAGUACUUUCGACGACUGCAUCCUCCAAAUCUUCAUUUUCAUUGUAACAUUUAAGAUCAUUGUUGAUACCUUCAAAUUCUUUGUAGUUGCUAACUCCUGACUAUUUCUGCCAUCUCCAAGCCUGAAUGCUUGAAACUGCAGUGAGCAAAACGGUUCUAAAUUGUCUACUGCUUACUUCUCCCCAACUAUCAGUGACAAAAAUAAUUACUUCAUGAACAGAAACACAUGCAACUGACACUGUUUAAGAAGUGUUCACUCUGAGCAUGGUGUAGUGUAUAAUGGCCACACAAAUGCGUGCAACUGAUGUUAGUUAGAAACUGAUAAUUAAGUGGCUUAGUGUCUCAAAUAAAGAAAGGGAAUCCUG